AUGAACAGUGGAGAAUCGUUGUGGUUGGAAAAUAACAACAGAAUGGCCAGCGGGAGAUUGGCCAAGAGACAAGAGUCCAAGUUGUCGAGAUUCAUCAGGCAGUUUGAUUCCUCAAAUAUAUCCCCCUCUCAUGGUGGCAUUACCACCAAGACGAUUUCGGCGCCAAUCGCCUUCAACCAUGUGGCACAUAUUGAUGCUACCAACUACAACCACAAUCGCAUCGACGACAUGUCGCUCUCCAACGACGUAGGUCAAAUACAACACACACAACUGCAAGACACGGGAACUGGUGCAGAGAAACCCAAUGUCUCCCAUACUCCUCUGGUCUCCCAUGGCCAGCAGGGAGAUUUACCUCUCAUUAGGGCCACCUCCUUUGGAAGAACCAACCCUGCACCGCCUCCCACCAGAAGCGUCAGUCGACACAUGCCAACCAUACCGCCUUCAAGGUCAGAUCAUUCUAUAAAUACCAUGCUUCAGAAUCAUUCGAGGCACAAUUCCGUCUCCACACUGCCAACUACCAGCAUCUACACUAGCACAUCCUCCACUAGUUUUAGGAUGAGUUUGGCCUCAGAAUCCUCUGCAUCGAUCCCCCCUUCUCCAGCUAUAGAAGACACCAAAAGCAGACCUCUUCUUUUGCUCAAUAAAUCAACAGAUACUUUUAGCCCAGAUGAACACACCCCCACUGCAGUGCUCUUCACGUCUCCUCCCAUAUACGAGGAGGCAGAGUCGCCUCCAGCACCUGCUAGGAGGGCACCGCUGCCUCCAAUAUCGAUUGAUCCAAUUGAGAGGUUCAAGUCCCUGGUGCGAAAACACAACUGUGUUGACAAAUUCUCAAAGUCACCUUCAAAUGCAAACUCAAACUCAAAUUUAGCUUUAGAUUUAGAUCUGGAUCUAGAUAUAUAUCAAGAUUCGGACACAGAGGGAGACGAGGAUACGGUCAAGCUAGAGAAACUUGAGUUGUCGUCUCCAGUGGAGGCUGUGGUUGCAGAGUUUACCUUUCGAAAACAGCUCAAGGAGUUUACAAGGACGAAAAACUGUCGGAAUUCCAUAAUGAUGAUGAUGAAAGUAGAGCAGGAUCCGUCAGAGAGAGAGUACUUGGCCAAACUAUUGGACAAGACCCAGUUUGAGAUCCGCAAGUUUAUAGAGACACUCAACACACGCAACUCGUUGGCAGUCUCAAAUAUGCUCGAGGAAGACCCAAAGGCAUUCUUAGAUUCUGUAUCGUUUGGCGAUACCGACUCCAUUAUUGACACGGACUUCCAAUUCAACGAAACCGAGUCCGAUUUCUUCAAAGACCUCCAAAUAGGGUGCAGUUGCAAUACAUCUCUUGACUCCCUCCGCCAGCUAGAUUUGUAG
Molecule: messenger RNA, 1356 nt
Organism: Pichia kudriavzevii
Lineage: Eukaryota; Fungi; Ascomycota; Pichiomycetes; Pichiales; Pichiaceae
Exons: 1
Coding region: 1-1356 (451 amino acids)
Source: RefSeq, a predicted model, not a curated record